Staurois parvus is the source of this 450-nucleotide messenger RNA. The record is from the annotation of a GenBank genome assembly. NCBI's taxonomy places the organism in Eukaryota, Metazoa, Chordata, Amphibia, Anura, Ranidae.
CAGGGUCCGGGGAGACUGGAUAUAGUGAAUGCAGGGUCCGGGGAGACUGGAUAUAGUGAAUGCAGGGUCCGGGGAGACCAAAUAUAGUGAAUGCAGGGUCUGGGGAGACCGGAUAUAGUGAAUGCAGGGUCCGGGGAGACCGGAUAUAGUGAAUGCAGGGUUUCGGGGAGACCAGAUAUAGUGAAUGCAGGGCCCCGGGAGACCAGAUAUAGUGAAUGCAGGGUCCUGGGAGAUCGGAUAUAGUGAAUGCAGGGUCCGGGGAGACCGGAUAUAGUGAAUGCAGGGGUCCGGGGAGACCGGAUAUAGUGAAUGCAGGGUCCUGGGAGAUCGAUAUAGUGAAUGCAGGGUCCGGGGAGACCGGAUAUAGUGAAUGCAGGGUCCGGGGAGACCAGAUAUAGUGAAUGCAGGGUCCGGGGAGACCAGAUAUAGUGAAUGCAGGGUCCGGGGAGA